AUGCUCUUUUCCACGAUUACUACGGCGCUGCUUUUUGCCGCGUCUGCCACUGCAGCUGCUCUACCAUUGCCUGGCAAACCGCAAACAUACACUCCCGCUCGUAACCUCAAGAGCCUCGCCAAACUCUUUCCUCAAAGCACUCUCGCAAGUCCAGACAGUCUCGGCCUGGACCUGAAGUACGUUGUCCUCGGUAUCGGCACACAGAACUACACAUGUAGCAAACCUGAUGACAGUGUGGCUCCUGGGACCACUGGCGCAUAUGCUACCCUAUACGACAUCGGCACGAAGCUCAACAACGACAAGAUGGCCAGGUGGAAGAUUGGCUCCAUUUCUCCUCUUGCACUAUCGCUGAGCGAAUGGGCUCCCCAAGUUGUGGACAUGAGCCUCAAGUCUCAAGGCUACGAACAUAUUGCGGGUCAUCACUUCUUCGCCGAUGUAUCAGGAACCAACACGCCAACAUUCGCCUUCGACAGACUGAGCGCGCCAUUCCCCAUGACUCAAGUGGCCAAGAUAGCCAACGUCGAUGCACCAGCACACGCAUGCCCAGGCAAGAACGGCCUACCUGCUGUUCAGUGGCUGUACCUACAGCACAGGACCGGUAUCACUCAAGGAGGAAUCGAUACCGUCUACCGUGUCGAGACUGCUGGUGGCAACAAGGCUGCCACCUGCAAGGGCAUGCCAGCUUCCUGGGAAGUCAAGUACGCUGCGCAGUAUUGGGUCUAUGGUCCAAAGCAGUAA
Molecule: messenger RNA, 738 nt
Organism: Alternaria atra
Lineage: Eukaryota; Fungi; Ascomycota; Dothideomycetes; Pleosporales; Pleosporaceae
Exons: 3
Coding region: 1-738 (245 amino acids)
Source: RefSeq, a predicted model, not a curated record